Molecule: messenger RNA, 1653 nt
Organism: Penicillium riverlandense
Lineage: Eukaryota; Fungi; Ascomycota; Eurotiomycetes; Eurotiales; Aspergillaceae
Exons: 4
Coding region: 1-1653 (550 amino acids)
Biological process (GO): transmembrane transport
Molecular function (GO): transmembrane transporter activity
Source: RefSeq, a predicted model, not a curated record
AUGGUAGAGAACGGGUUUCACAAGGAAGAAGAGACCGAGCAUAUCGAGGUCGCUCCCAAAGUCGUACUGGCAAUAGUUGAUGAGUCUGUUAGAGGGCCGGGCGAUGGCCCUGUUUUGAUACCUCAGCCAACACAAGAUCCGAAUGAUCCCUUGAACUGGACGUCCUUCGAAAAAUACCUGACCUGCCUGACUGUGUGCUUCUUUACUAUCCUUUCAACCUUUAACUCCAGCAACCUCGUCGUCGCUCUAGUCCCAAUAAGCAACGAGUUCCGUCAGACACAGACAAAAACAGGAUAUGUCGUCUGCUUUAAUCUACUCCUCAUGGGCGUUGGCAAUCUUUUAUGGGUUCCGCUAUCGAGAGUUAUCGGCAAACGGCCCGUCUACUUAUUCGCCCUUCUCCUUCUGACGGGGUGUAAUAUUGGGACAUAUGAAGCAUCUAGCUACGGGUCCCUUCUCGCUUCGCGUAUUGUAUCAGGACUUGCCGGCGCUGCAGCCGAUUCGACGGUUCCGUCUUUAAUCGCGGACCUCUUUUUCGUUCACGAACGAGGUCACUGUAUGAUGAUCUUCCAUUUUGCUCUGAGUACCGGCUUUUUCAUCGGCCCACUCAUCUGCGCCUAUAUUACCCAAGAAGUGGGCUGGCGCUGGACGUCCGGAUUGCUGGCUAUUGCUGGCGGUGCGACGUUUCUUGUUGGUAUCUUCACCAUCCGAGAAUCGAAUUAUCAACGGGACACUGCCAAUGUCGACUUGCCGGCCUCGGAGUAUCCACCUAAGCGGAGCUUUCUGUCGUGGAUGGCCCUAUCGCACGGUUACAGACCGGAUGUCUUGUUCUUCAAGGCUGUAUGGAACACCAUCUGCCUGGCAGCGUACCCGCCCAUCAUCUGGACUGGCUUUUUGGUUGGAACCUUUGUUGGAUGGUACAGUAUCCCUACUCUGCAGCCCGCGCCUUUUAUUUCUUCCUUCUUUUCGACCACUUUACUCUCAGACUUACAGAUUUCGUUUCUUAGGAACAUUGUUGUCCAAAUGACCGCAAGUCGCGUUUUCACCCAGCCACCAUUCACUUGGAAGAUCGGAAAUCUCGGCUUGCUUGCUCUGGCGGGUUUUAUCGGUGCUCUGGUCGCGUUUUUUCUCGGCGGCAAACUCAUCGACCUCAUUUCUACCCGCAUGACAAAAGCAAACCGUGGAAUCAGGAAGCCUGAAUUUCGAUUGCCCGCAAUUAUCUUGCCGGCCGUCAUUGGGCCCAUAGGCGUUUUGACCUUUGGUAUCUGUACAGCGCGCCAUCUCAGUUGGGUCGGGGCAGCCUUUGGCUAUGCAAUGCAAGGAUUUGGACUGACGGCCGUCUCUAAUGUCGUGGUCACGUACGCAGUGGACAGCUACCACCAGGUUGCUGGCGAGGCUCUCGUCGUUGUAUUUGUCAUCCGGAAUACCAUUGCAACGCUUCUGGCACUGUAUACUGUCAACUGGCAAGAAGCAACAGGCAUUGAAAAUGCGUUCGGCCAAAUGGUUGCGAUGCAGUAUUUCUUCCUUCUCUUUGCCAUUCCAAUGUUCUAUUACGGGAAGCGCAUCAGGGAUUGGACGGCCAGCUAUGGGCCACUGGUCGCUAUCUUUGACCAGGAACGCAAGCUAACCCCGCAGCAGAGAUACUUAGAAAAAUAG